AUGGGGGACGAGCCAAGUGUUUCUCCGCUCAAGAACUUUGUGGCCGGGGGGGUCGGCGGCGCGUGCCUGCUGCUGGCCGGACACCCGCUGGACACCAUCAAGGUGAGACUCCAGACUCAGCCCAAAGUCUCCUCGCUCUCUAGCUACGGCGCCUACACGGGAACCUUGGACUGCUUUCGCAAGACCAUCUCCAAAGAGGGCAUCCUGGGCCUGUACAAAGGCAUGGGCGCACCUCUGGUGGGUGCGGCGCCCAUGAUGGCCAUCAGCUUCUUCGGCUUCGGUUUGGGGAAGCGGCUCCAGCGGACCGAGCCCGGCCGAGCGCUCACGCACACUCAGAUAUUCCUGUCCGGAUGUCUGGCGGGGGUCUUCACAACAGUCAUCGUGGCUCCGGGAGAGAGGAUUAAAUGCUUACUGCAGGUGCAGGCCGGCGGUGGCCCGUCCAAAUAUUCCGGCCCUCUUGACUGCGCCACACGUCUCUACAAGGAACAGGGCAUCCGCAGCGUCUACAAAGGGACGCUGCUGACACUCAUCAGAGAUGUGCCUUCUAACGGUCUCUAUUUCCUGACUUAUGAAUACCUGAAAGACCUCCUGACUCCAGAAGGUCAAAGUGUUUCCCAGCUUGGCGCCGCCUACAUCCUGCUCGCCGGCGGCGUGGCUGGAAUCUUGAACUGGACCAUCGCGCUUCCCCCAGACGUCCUCAAGUCCAACUUUCAGACAGCCGCAGACGGCAAGUACAGAGGACUGGUGGACGUCUUGAGGACGCUGCUUCGAGAAGAAGGAGCCAAAGCGCUCUACAAAGGCUUCAACGCCGUCUUUCUCCGAGCCUUCCCCGCCAACGCCGCUUGUUUCUUGGGCUUCGAAGUGGCCUUGAAGGCUUUGAACUGGCUGGCCCCUGGCUGGUGAACCAGCCAACUUCGCUGGCCAGAUCAGUGCUUGGAACGUGCCUCUGCGCAAUUGCAUUAUUUGUAAUCACGUUUACACGGAGCCCCAGACAUGUCACGGGGAGAAACGUUGCAAAUUGCGGCCACAGUAUCGUGUGUACAAAAUGCUCAUUUGUGGCCACAAAUUAGCCGUGGCUCUGAACUGACCAGCCGGGCUAACAUGUACACGUUCUUGCAAAAAGAUAAGUUAGAAGUAGAGUCCAGGGGGCUCUCGAUGUUUACGCCUUUUUGUUUGACUUGGUAGGUUUUUGGUGCUGAACGUUUAUUUGAAUCAUUUUAAAGUGGGAUUGCAUGUGCGGUUUUGUGAACAUUUUCAAUAUAGUUUUUUUUGAAUUUGAAAGCACAAUUUUCAUAUGAUUCCUUGCCAAAUGAUGCAUUAGGUUAGCCGAAGACUAAACUGUCCAUGUCUGAAUGCUUGUCUAUGUUUUUUGAUUGAAUGUAUUUAUUUUGAACAUGUAAGAAUAACAAAAAGAGAACAAUAAAAGAGCCAAUUUUAAAAUAAAAUGGAAUUUAUAAAGUCAAGUUAGUUAAAUUAUACGUAUUCACAAAGGAGUAGGAAGAAGUAAAAACUUAUUUACUCCUACCAAUAUCUCCACGAUAACAAUAUAAAUGCAUCUUUAUUCCUAUAUACAAAUAAUGACGUUGGUAUCUACUGUCUGUUGUAUAUUAAUGAAAGGUUGGGUGGGGGGGGGAAACGACGACCACCACAAUAAAAUAAACCAACAACCAUGGCACCACUGGCAAGACAUAUUGUAGUAAAUCUAAGACUCUUUUUGUAUACUGUGACCA
Messenger RNA from Phycodurus eques (leafy seadragon), 1730 nucleotides. RefSeq names its product mitochondrial carnitine/acylcarnitine carrier protein-like. Gene Ontology annotation, biological process: carnitine transmembrane transport; mitochondrial transport. Gene Ontology annotation, cellular component: mitochondrial envelope. NCBI's taxonomy places the organism in Eukaryota, Metazoa, Chordata, Actinopteri, Syngnathiformes, Syngnathidae. The coding region runs from base 1 to 903 and encodes 300 amino acids. The transcript has 9 exons. The record is from RefSeq and is a predicted model, not a curated record. Gene Ontology annotation, molecular function: O-acyl-L-carnitine transmembrane transporter activity.